AUGUACGACAACUACACCUUAAGUUCUGAUGACAUAUGUUUCAAUUGGAAUGAAAAGAAACCCUCCGAACAAUAUUAUCCAAAUGAUUCUUCUGACCAGAGUCUAACACCACAAUCUUUAAGAUCUUCUAUGCAUAGGUUAUCAGAAAAGAAACAUCAACGAAAUGACACUUCACAAAUCGAAGGUUCUCCUUCCGUAGUUUCAGAUAUAAUAUUAAACAGACGAGAUCGCUCACAGGAUUUUUUUGGACCUCAUUCUUCAUCCCCUAUCGCCAGUUCAGAACGACAUCGAGCGGAUCAGAGAUCACGAUUGGAAUGCAUGAGAUCGACUAAACGUCGAGAAAAAAUGACCGAGUUACGUGGUGGUUUAGACAAGAUGGAAGAGAUGGUCAUGCAAGGAGAACAUUUUAGGGAAAUUCAAAGGCUAAAACAAGAAGCUCAAAAGAACUCAAUACCCUCAGAUAUAGCUGAGUACAUGGAGUGGCAAAAUAAUGAAGAUUUGGAAGACGAUGAGUUGCUUGCUUUCAUAGAGAAACAAGAAACCUAUAAAAAGGAAUUAGAGCAGCUUCUGAACAAGGGUGAUAAAGAGAGCAAUACUUUUUCAAACUCCUACUUAUAA
Molecule: messenger RNA, 618 nt
Organism: Saccharomyces mikatae IFO 1815
Lineage: Eukaryota; Fungi; Ascomycota; Saccharomycetes; Saccharomycetales; Saccharomycetaceae
Gene: RTT105
Product: Rtt105p
Exons: 1
Coding region: 1-618 (205 amino acids)
Source: RefSeq, a predicted model, not a curated record